Heterobilharzia americana is the source of this 213-nucleotide messenger RNA. The record is from the annotation of a GenBank genome assembly. Lineage: Eukaryota; Metazoa; Platyhelminthes; Trematoda; Strigeidida; Schistosomatidae.
AUGGAUAGGGUGUCAGCUCUGGUUGAGCCAGUUGUACGUUUCAGCAAAGAUUCUGUUCAUUUCAUCAAUCGCUGUACAAAACCUGAUAGAAAAGAACGCUAUCGCAACUGCAGUUGGAUUUUUGGCAAUGGGUGUGCUGGGAUUCAUCAUAAAGUUAAUUUUUGUUCCCAUCAACAGUAUUAUUGUUGGAAACUAACUAAUUGUUGUGUAUAA